GUGCAGCAAAACAAUAGGACUUCUAUGCACCACGCCUACCUCACGCCAUUUCUAACUCUAAGAGCAUCGCCUCGCCUCUCGUCUCUGCAAGUCCUGACCAUACACUGACACAGGCAGCACUGAAGUAGACACAGUGGCCAAUUUAUGAGUGGCGGUAAACUAUGACGCGGUGAAAAACGAGUUCACAGCGUAAACUCUAAGCAGCAAAAUCGCGCAAGCCAUGGCAUCGGACAGCGGGGCCUUUGACUGGUGCUCCUUCUUUGCUCUUUUCUGGAAUGACAAGGGAUUUAAGUGCAAGAUAAACAUUCCUGAUACUGUCCUGUUUCGAUAUGGGCAGCUAUCCGCGUGGUGGGCCACGAACAAGGAGGGCUACGUGCAGCGGCAUGCCAGUCACAACACAUCCUUGGAAGCCAUCCGCCGUCGGUUUAUUCAGGUCGCUGAGUGCGACGAAGCAAACUACAGCAAAUAUGUAUGCGUGGUACGCUCAGGGGAUGGGCAGCCGCAGCUGCUGCGGCUGCAGGCGUUCAAUCAAAUGACGGAGCUGCUGUCGGACCGGAUUGAGGCGGGCCACACCUCGAUCGCGCCCGACGUGGAGACGCCGCAGGUCCUGCAGGCGUUCGUGCAGCCGCACAAUGACCUGCGCUACGUGACCACCUACAUCGGCGGCGGCGCCAACAACGUCACCUGCCACACCUUCCAGCGCAAGUACAGCCGCCGCUACGUGGCGCAGGGCUCACCGCUGCCGCCCGGCGCUGAGGACGCCUUCACCGCUGACUCGUCGCUGGCGUUUGGCUCCUCGCUGGCGGCGCAGGACGAGACUCCGGACCCUGUGACGGGGCAGGGUGCGGUGGACCCCACGCUCAAGAUGGAGUUCCGCAAGCUCACCUCGCACCUGGUCAAGUACAUUGAGAAGGCGCACCACCUUACACUGGCCGGCAUUGUGGUGGAGUGGAUCCGGGACGCCAACGGCAAGAUCUUCCUGCUGUCAGUGCUGCGUACGGAGUGGGCCACCAAUGCCGGCGGCCACGGCGCGGGCAGCCUGUCCGCCGCCAACCUGACGGAGGAGCCGCGCGAGGUGGAGGACCCCAGCGAGGGCGCCCGCGCCCGCGCCGCUGAGGCGCUGCUGGCCUCCAUCCCCGGCGCCGGCGAGCUGCCCAACCCGCCCGCGCCGCCGCCACUGAGCGACGGCUGGUCGCACACGCUGCCGGAGAACCAGCAGCAGUACCAAACUCCAUACCAGCAGCAGUACCAGAACGCGUAUCAGCAGCAGUACCAGCAGCAGCCCAGCCCGUCGCCGUCGCCGGCUUGGGCCGGCAGCCCGGGCGGAGGUGCAGGCAGCCCACCCAUCUACGCGCCGCCGCCGCCAGGCGUGACGCUGCCGUCGCCCAACCGCACCACCAUCCUCAUGCACAACCUGCCUGGCGGCGGCAGCAGCGGCGGCGGCGGCGGCGCGCUCGGCAGUCGGCCAGGCAGCGCCUACCCCGGCUCCUCCUCGGCCGCGUACGGCAGCCCGGCCUCGCCCUCCGCUGGCGAGUACGGCGUGCGGCCGCCAGGCGUGCCGGGCGCCGGCGCCGGCACCACCAUGUCCUCGCUUGCGUCGUACCCCGGCGGCGGCCGGUCCGCCGGCAUGCCGGUCACAGUGGGCAACACCUGGCCGUCGCACCAGCACGAGGCGGCGCUGAGCUCGCCCACGGCCGGGCGCGCGGUGUACGGCGGCGGCCCCACCUCGCCCUCGGGCGGCGCUGCGGGCGGCCCGUUCCCCGGGCGGCCGCUUUCCAGCAGCCUCAGCGCCACGCAGCUGCCCAACUUCAACCCCUACGCGGCGGCACCACAGGGGAAGCACCACUCCUCCAGCGUCAGCGGCGGCCAGGCCGGCGCGCAGGGCGGCAUGGCCAGCACCUACCCCGCCCCCGGCGCCGGCCGCAUCCAGUCGGCACGGCCCGCGCCCGCCUCGCCCGCGGUGGGCGGCGGCGUGCCGGCGCUGGUGGAGCGCAGCAGCGCCGGGGCGCGGCCGCCGCGGCCCGGGUCCUCUCCCGUGGCCUUUGGCCGCAACACGGGCACCUCGCCGCUCCGCAAUUCCACGUUGAACCCCUCACCCGUGCCCGGCGUCAUUCCCCACACGGGCAUGGUGCCGGAGCGCUCGCCCAGCCCCUCGCCCUCGCCGGCGCGCUCGCGGCCACCCACCGCCAGCAGCCCCAACCCGGGCACAGGCCACGUGAACGCGGGCAGCCGCGGCGCACCGCUGAUGAUGCAGCAGCUCACGCGCGACCUGGAGUCCACACGCGACCAGCUACUGGCGCAGAACCAGCUGGCGGAGGCCAGUGCAGCCAAGGUGCGGCAGCUGGAGCGCGAGAAGGAGCUGCUGGUGGCGGCCUACGACCAGCGCACCUCCGAGCUGCACUCCUCGCUGCUGGUAGCGCGGCAGGACCUGGCGGCGGCGCGGGCCGAGGUGGAUGAGCUGCGCAAGCGCGCGCACGAGGCGGAGACGCGGAUCACGGAGCUGGAGCACCGCAACCACUCGCUGCAGCACACGCUGGACGGCGAGCGCGGCACCGUCAUGACGGCGCUGCGGGAGUGCCACGAGCGCGACGCCACAGGCAAGGAGCGUACCGACCAGCUGGAGGAGGAGGUGCUGAGGCUCACGGAGCGGCUCAAGGAGGAGUCCACGACGGUGGCGGCGUUGAAGCGGCAGCUGCUGCAGUUCUCCGACAUUGCGGAGCGCUACGCCACCACCCACCGCGAGGGCGACAUGGAGCCGGGCAUGCAGGAGGUGCUGGACCGCGUGCAGAAGCUGUUCGUGGGGCAGACCAACCCCUUCGGCGAGAGCUACUCGGUCCAGAAGGUGCUGCACCACUACCACGGCGACCUGCGCGCCGUGUUCCUCUACUACGCCCAACUGGAGAACAACUUCGCCGCCUACUGGCCGCCCGGCAUGCCCUUCCAGCAGUGGAUGCUGUUCUGCAAGGAGACGGAGACGUCCGACCCACGCGCCACCAGCCGCGUCAGCAACGUGACGCAGCCGCACAAGAUGAUGCACCCGCGCGACUGCGAGGCCGUGUUCAAGGCGUACGCCAAGCUGGACGCCAACGCCAUCAACACCUCGGCGCCGGUGCUCACCUACGAGGGCUUUCUGUCCGCGCUCAUCGACGUGGCCUUCCGCGUCAAGCGCAUGGACCAGCCGUACCUGUCAGAGGCGGUGCGCGAGUACGUGCUCACCUACGUGUCGCGCGCCUGCAAAAUGAGCCCCAGCGGGCUGCGGCGCGGCCAGAUGCGCGACGCGCUGGAGGGCACCAAGGACGGGCCGCCGCCCACGCCCGGCGGCGCCAUCGCAAGCAAGUCGGUGACCAAGCAGAAAAAGAAGGCCACCAUCGCCGUGUCCACGGGACUAAAGGAGGUGGAGCGGGUGAUCAAGACGACGACCGGCACUUCUGCGGGCGGCAGCCUGGCGGCCAGCCGCCCAAACAGCGCUCUCAGCCGCAAGGCCUCUAUGCUGCACGGCGCCAUUGAGCAGGACCUGGCUGUGGCACUCAGCUCAGGGCGUGUGCACUGAGGUGCCUGAGCCGACUGGGGCUAUGGCUGAUUGGAGGGGUGAUGAAAUGGUGACGUUGAGGAGAGCUCGUGAGAGCUCGCAGCCAGAGGGUUGGGGCACGGCCCCCGUGCUGUGUGUUCUGAUAUGGGGAAGAGGUUGUGCCGGUCGUGGGCUUGGGUAGUGUUGGAAACGGUGAGUCGGUGACAGCAUGUGAGAGUUGGAAGUUUGGUGUGGCGUAGCGUGUGGGCAUGGGUGGUGCUUCAGGGGUACGCAGGAGGUGCAAUGGUCAGCGGGUGACGUGUUGGCAGCAGUCAGGAGACAAUGUCAUUAUGCGCGCGGUUGUUGGACGUGCAUGUAUUGCCGUUUCUUAAUCAAGACUUGGGAUGCGCUGAAGAGGCGUUGACGAAGCGCGUGCACCCACGCGCGCAAUUCAUGCCAGGGCACCGCCGUAAGGCGAACUGCUGCUGGCAGGUAGAACUGGUGUGGAACGGGCCUUUGAGGGUUAGCGCCAGCAAAUAUAGUAUAUCAGUAGAUACAGGAAUGUAGACGCUAGCUGUCGUGACGGACUAAUGCGACAUAUGUAAUAGAUUGUUGUA
Messenger RNA from Chlamydomonas reinhardtii, 4125 nucleotides. RefSeq lists its product as uncharacterized. The coding region runs from base 221 to 3550 and encodes 1109 amino acids. The transcript has 12 exons. NCBI's taxonomy places the organism in Eukaryota, Viridiplantae, Chlorophyta, Chlorophyceae, Chlamydomonadales, Chlamydomonadaceae. The record is from RefSeq and is a predicted model, not a curated record.